GGAGGAGCGGGAAGGUCGAAGCUGCUACAGGCGCUGGUUGAUGCUGCGGGUGUCGGUUUCUGGAGCGGUACUUGGUUCAUGCAGCGGCCAGAUUGAGUCAUCAGUGCUUAAAUAUUUUAUCAGAUGUUGAAUUCACCAUGAACUCCAGAAUGGCAGAAAAUGUGCCAGAACCAAGCCAGAACACUGCACUGAGAGACAAAUUUGUUUCUGUUGUUGGACCAGUGUUUGCUGGUGGUGAUGAAGCCAAUAUUUUGACACUCUUGACUUCAUUAACAAAUGUGAGUCGUCACGAUGAGGGAUUGCUUGUUACACCGACAGUUUCUGGACUCGGCAGUAAUGAUGACAACACUCCCAGUGAAACUGAAAGUAGAGACAAAGCCUUGGAAUUCACCUGCUGGCUACUGGCAGAAUUAGUAACAGUAAAUGGGUCAGCAGCAGUAUAUGAGGCCAAUAUCAAUCUUCAGGUUACCAUCAUGCGCCUACUGGCUACUCGCAAUCAUCGUUCAUUUACCUCUGUCAUUACAGAUUAUGUCAACAUUGGAUUAGAAGGAAAAGAUGUUUUGUUUGCUGGAGGUUCAGUGUCAUGUCAGUGUUUUUCAUCAGUGGUGAAUAGAAAUGAUGCCCAGCCAACACCCAGGACCAUUGUUUUUACCGACGAUUCUCAGCUGGACCACAUUCUCGCCAACAUAAUUAUGGUGAUAAAACACUUGGGAGAUUAUCUGUGGGAGUGUUGUGAGCCUGUGCAGGAUCAAAUAUGGCUCCUUGUUACUUCCUGUCUAGCUGGAGGUGACACUGAUCUCAAGGUUGCCUCACUCUCUGCCAUUUCAUGCCUCUUACACAUAUGUGGACUUCCAAAGUUUAUAGAAAGACAAGACUAUCUGAUUCAGUGUAUUGGGGCAGCAGUGAUGUUAUACAGUGAUGAUACAUAUGUGGCAGGUGAUGCCUGUGUUGGAGGGGGAGAGGAAGCCAGUGUUGCUUCUCAGGACAAAGGAAGCAUGAUGGAAGAUCACCUAGCUGAGGUUAUCCUUGCCUUACAACAACAUAUUCCACAUAUGAUGCAAAUCUUUAAGGAAGAAUUGCUAUCAAUGCUCUCAAAAUGUCUCAGCAUUCCAAAUGUAAUUGAGAGGAUGACAGGAGUGUUGAGGAAAGAAGUUCUACAGUGUAUAAACAUGUUGGUGGAUGAGCUUGGUCCAUCCUUCAAAAAUGAAAGAAAGACUGCCUUUCAGACUUGUGCCACUCAUAGUCUCCUGAUACCCCAGGUUGCCAACAUUGUUUUGAAGAGGUUGGUGCUUGACGAGCUAAGUGAAGUACUUCCCACCACUACAGUGCCGAACCAAACUCCGGAAAUGUCUCAUGCUCAGUUACGGAAACGAAAAUUCUCAGAAACGGAGUCAACAAAGCCACUUAUAGUUGUGAUGACCUUGAGCAAAUGGUGGAAGGUAGCCUUGCAGAAGUUGAGUGGUGCCCUUAAAGAUUGGUCUGAAACCACGAGUCCUCUACCUCAGCAGGUGGAGGCUGCUUGUGAAAUCAUUUCAACUGCCGGAUGGUUAGCUUCCAGCAUUCCAAAGUCAGAGGUUUCUCUUCAGUUUUUUCCUGAAUCCUGGCUCAUAACAGCAACAGACUACAUUGUCUCUAUUGUGGCAAACACCACCAAUAUUAUUUUGGUCGUUGGAAUGAUGGAACUCAUAUGGAACUUAUCUUGGACAGCAAGUAUUGUUGAACCUCUUCCCCUGAAAUUCCAAAUUAGUCAUUCAUGGUUGGCAUUAGCAACUUUACCAUGGAUGGCCUCAGAGGCGAGCCUGAUGGAUCUCAAGCCUGUCAACACCAAGCAAUUUACAGUGUGGGCAACUAAGUUAAAGUGGAAUAAUGAUUGCAAAAUAAAAUCCAAGAGUGUGGCUGUUGUUGCCAUCAUGUCAGGAAACGUUGCUCCAAAGUGGCGGUGUCAUGUUAUUCGCACAGCCAUCAGUGAACAACACCCUUCAGUCAUGUUAGAGAUAGCACGCAGCUUUCCUUUGAUGGUACAUCAGCUAGGAGGUGGAGGUGGGCAGCAGUUGGUGGGAGAAGUCAUUGGUUCUGUUCUUCACUCCCCUGACACCAAAGUAAUCCACGCUGGUGCAGAGUCACUGAAACAACUGCUCUGUGCUCUUCUCAACCUUACAACAUUAAACUAUAAUAGGGUUCAAGAGGACAAGAACCCUUGUGUGUUGGAUUGUAGAGUUUGCACAGAGUCGAGCUCCAACACAAAGGUCAAGACCCAGUUCGUUGAUCCCACACUGGUAUCACAGUUCUUGGAAUUGUUAAGUCAUAAAGAAAGAAGCAUCAUAAUUGCGGUGGUGGAGGCCCUGCCAGCAGUUGUGUCUCAUACAGCAGUCAAUAGUCAAAUGAUGAUCCAGUACUUGUCUCUUCUCACUCAUCAGGAGAAGACUGUAGUAUGUGCACUUUGUAAACAGCUACCAACUCUUGUCUGUCCCUCUAACAAAAGCCAGCCAAAUCAGGAUUCAAAAAGUACAACAGUUUUGAAAGGAGAGGUUGUUCUAACAUUUUUUAAUGAUUUAAUGAAGAAAAGCGAGACAGAUGAGACUACAUCGAGCAAAUCCCUUCUAGCUGUGUUGGAAGCCUUGCAUCAUCUAGUGAAGUACCCGGGUGUUGGAAUGACAGGAGGAAUGUUAGUGUUGUUACUCAGGUGUCUGGUCCACACUGACAGGAUGGUUACUGCCCAGGCCCACCUUGUAAUACAUUCUUUAGCCACUGCUUUAGGGCUCACUCUCAAGGAUCUCUAUACUAGACAUCGACAUUCACUAGCUAAGGUGUUAAUGGAAAUCAUUAAUCCAGGAGAAGUUGGUGCUGUGCUGAGUCAUGUUGCAGAAGUCUUCAAGUGGCCAAGCAAUAUCACAAGCAAAAAGAGGAGUCAAUCAACCAGCAAACUGGGAUCUUUCAUUAGCAGUCAGAUUCAUCACUUGCUGCCUGCUCUAGCAGUUCGAGCAGCACAGGAAUCCAGACCUGGACUUCUGCAGGAGCUUGCAGCUUGUCUUGGAGUUCGCCUUCGAGACAUUCUAAUUGACCAUUUUCAGCAUAUCCUGGCUCACUUGGUAUUCCACCACUUAGAAGAACAACAAGCAGCAGUAUUAAACUUCAUCGCUGCAACAACAGAUAUUCACAUUCACAAUAUCAGACGAUGCUCUGUGCAGAACCAAGUCAAUGAAUUAGUUCUCGGACUUCAUGAGCACCGUGACACUGUUCUUCGGGAAUUUUCUCAGAUGAGGCUCAUUGAGUUAAGCAGUGAUCAACAGCCCACCCAUAGUAAAGGAAAUUUCUCGGAUAAUGGCAGCACUUCUCUGGGAUCAGAUGAUAUUGCUGAAUAUCUAGCACCCCGUCUUCUUGGAAUAUUGGGAUUUCUCGAUAGUAAACUUGUCUCUUCGUCUACUAUGUACAAAGAGAAGCGCUCUGCUUUAUGGUCGCUGAGUGACUUGCUAGUUGUAAUGGGAAGACAGUAUGUUUCUCCAGUGUCCCGUAAGGUUUUGGCAUCCCUAAAAACAGCUCUUAAGUUGAGAGAUGAAGAGUUUUAUGACAUUGGUUGCAGUGCAUGGACAAACUUUUUAUACAAUUUGGACGAGAGCACGCUGGAGGGUUUGCUAGAGGAAGUAAUUGUUGUGAUGAUACCUCUAGUCAAGGAACGACCCAAGCAGAUGGCGCCAGUCUUGACCCACAUACUGAUUGAGACCCCGUCAGUAAAGCCUCUUCUUAGGAAUCUUCCACUCCUUCCUGAUGAUGAAGCUCUUUCUCAUAUCAAUCAAGAGAUCACAGAGCACCAAUUACAAGUUGUAUGUGGCAGCAAAGAAGAAGUUAUUGAAGCACUCUCCUCUGUGCGUAGAGGUUUAAGUCACGAGAGCCUCGAUGUGCGAUUGAAUGCUUUGACUCGUCUCAGGCAUACAUUGCAGCAUAAUCAAGAUGCUGUCCAUCACUUGACAACAGAUACCGAUGAAGUACAUCCAACCGUAUCAGAGCUUUUUAGUGUUCUUUUAGCUCAGUGUCGUGAAGUGGAGGAAGAAGUGCGUGUUGCAGUAGCAGAAUGUUUAGGCCUCUUGGGUGCAAUAGACCCCACCCGUCUUUAUACAUACUCCAGUAUUAAAGAGGAGAUAAAUGAGAUACAUCUGAAUAUGGAAACAGAAUGUUUCAUUGUGCAGCUGGUCACAGAGUUAGGGCGAGCAUUCUUGGCCGCCACUGAUGCCAAUACCCAGACCUGCGCUUCUUACGCCAUGCAGGAGGUGACACGCUUGUAUGGCAUCCGUGAAAGUGGAUCUGAUGGAGCAACGGAAGUCGGCUCCAGAGCGUGGGGACGAUUGGGAUACCAUCUGCAAGAAAUAAUUCAUCCUCUGUUGACAUCUAAGUACACAGUGGCAACAAAUACUAACCGAUCACCAUCUGUCCUUCCAUCUCCUAUUUAUGGAAGCUCAAGAGCACGAUCAUUUCACCAUUGGCUAACUAAUUGGGCAUGUUUUCUUGUAGAUAUGCUGAAAGGAGAAAGAGCAAGUGAGAUAUUUAGUGCAUGUAAGCCAAUUCUUCGUAGAGACACAACAACCGCUAUGUAUCUCUUGCCAUCUAUUCUUGUGUGUGUACUUCGGGAAUCAGCUCAUCACCACGAUAAAAUCUUAACCGAGAUUCUUGCCGUUAUGAGUCAAAUGCAAGAGAAACAGAAAAAAGAUCUGCUUAUUCUAUCCUCCGAGUUCAGGCAUUUAGCUGUUCAGACUGUAUUCUCAGCCUUAGACUACCUGAGCAAAUGGGUUCAGAAGCAAAGGCAGAGAGAAAAUGUGGGCAAAAAGGGCCGAGGAGCUUUCACUCCGUCAGCAGAGCUCCAGCAGAUGACCAGUUUCCUUGAGAAGAUUCCAGCUAACCUUUUAGCACAGACAUCAUUUAAGUGCCAAGCAUACUCUCGGGCCCUCCUGCACAUUGAGGCCUAUUUAAAAGAUAAUCCAGACCAACUUAAGGAGCACCUUCGAUUUCUUCAGUGUAUAUAUGUAUCACUGGAUGAACCUGAUGGUGUGGCAGGUGUUGCGGCGAUCAGACGAGAAGACCCUUCUCUAGAUGACCAGGUUAUUGAAUACGAAGCAACAGGUCGCUUGCAGGAUGCUCUAGGAUGUUAUGAGCGUCUGUGUGUAUCUCGGGGAACUGAGGAUGUCUACAAACGAUUGUUGGAGUGCUAUUUAAGUUUAGAUCAGCCUCAUUCAGUCUUCAACAUUACUCAUGGACUGUUAACUAACAGGCCAGAACUGGAACCUUCAUUGAACAAGUAUCGUGUUGAGGCAGCAUGGAAACUUGGCCAGUGGGACCAGCUUGAGACCUUCCUUAAGACUAGCCCGAGUCAAGCAUCUUGGGGAGAAGGAGUUGGGCAAAUCCUUCUUGCAGUUCGAGCACGAGACUGCACGGCCUACCAGAAUAGCUUACGUCAUCUGAGAACUCAGCAGAUAACUUCACUUUCUGCAGCAAGUAUGGAAAAGUGGGCUUACCAAAGAGCUUACCCUCAUAUUUUAAGGCUUCACAUGAUGACUGAGCUGGAAGAAAUGGUGUCCGGUUUACUGCUGUUUGACCAGUCAAGUGUGGCAAAGGGUAGAUUUUCUUGUCAGUCAGAAGUCAAAACACACCUGAAUCCUCAGCGCCAGCCCCUCAAUCUUAAUGAAGUAACUGAGAGAUGGGACAAGCGAUUAAGUUUGGUCCAAACAUCUCAUCGGUACCUAGAACCUAUUCUCAGCUUCAGAAGAACAUUGUUGGAACUUGGCCGAGAAUGGCUACAACAGAGCAAUCCCAAUCUGAGUUCUGCUUUGGCAGCUCAACUGGAAUGCACCUGGCUACACAGUGCUAAGGUGGCACGCAAGUCUGGACACACUCAGCAAGGAGAAUGGGCACUUCUUGGUGCAGGAUUUGGUCGUGAUGUAUUUGUUGAGCGAGCAAAGUGGCACUGGGUGAAGGGAGAGCAUCACCAAGCAGUGACCACCCUUAAUCGUGGUAUUGAUAAAUUGUUUUCUUCUUGCGAAAACUACAAAGUAGCUGUUGGAAAUGAAAAUCAGGAAGAACGGCAAGCUUGUGGACAUGCCAAACUUCUCCUGGCAAGGUACUCUGAAGAAUCAGCCACACUGGAGGUGAACACAGUCAAGCAGUACUAUCGUGAUGCAUGUGAGAUCAACAAAUCCUGGGAAGAUGGACAUUUUCAUUUGGCAAUGUAUUAUGACCGCAUAUUGAGCUCCUUAGAAAUGAAGGAAAAGCCAGUAGAAUGGAUUCAUCACAUUGUUCUGAGUUUUGGGAAGUCUCUUCAGCAUGGAUGUCGUCAUAUUUACCAGUCGAUGCCAAGGAUGCUGGGUUUGUGGCUUGAGUUUGGCACAAGAGUCAGUGAACUGGAAGCUAAAGAAGAAAAGGGAAAAGGCAACCGAAAGAACAUUGUUCUUGACAAUUACCGGGAAAAGCUGGCCAAUUUAAAUGGCAGUGUUGGGUCUUUGGUGGAUCGUCUCCCACAUUACAUGCUCAUGACGGCUCUUCCUCAACUGAUCUCACGGAUAUGUCACUCUAACAAUGGUGUGUUUAUACAAUUAUGCAAAAUAAUUGCUACUAUGUUGAGCAGCUUCCCACAGCAAUCCAUGUGGCACAUGAUUGCUGUAUCAAAGUCUUCAUACAACAUGCGAGUGAAGCGAUGCAUGGAGAUCUUUGAAUCAGCAAAGAGGAUGAAUCCAGAGCUCUCAAAAUUUAUCGCUGAUGCUACUAAGUUGGCUGACAAAUUUCUUGAACUCUCCAAUAAACAUGUAGAGAAGGGUGUUCCUCAAGUGAGUCUGAACAACUUACUUCGUGGACUUCCUCGCCUGCUUUCUGACAGUUCAUUUUCAAAAAUUAUUUUACCACUUCAGCAUCAAAUGUCAGUAACACUUCCUACGUCUUUUGAUGAUCUAUCCUCCCACAAUCCAUAUCCACGGGAAGCAGUUUAUUUGUGUAGUAUAGAGGACCAUGUUGAGAUCAUGCAAUCCUUGCAACUUCCCAAGAAGAUUACAUUGCGUGGCUCUAAUGGCAAACAUUAUAUCAUGAUGUGCAAGCCGAAGGAUGAUUUACGGAAAGAUUGUCGAUUAAUGGAAUUCAAUAAUUUUGCCAACCGAUGUCUUUUGCGAGAUCCAGAAUCCAGGAAACGAGAUCUUCAUAUCAGAACCUACGCUGUAGUACCAUUAAACGAGGAAUGUGGUCUUAUUGAGUGGAUAGAGAAUCUACAUGGUUUGCGGCAGAUUCUUCACACACUGUACAGAGACUCUGGUGUUUAUAUGGCAGCCCAAGAGUUAAAACAAAAUAUGUGUAAGCUAGACACACCAUUGGCUUCUAAGAGAGAAAUAUUCUUAAACAGAUUGGUCCCACGGCAUCCUCCAGUCUUCGGUACAUGGUUUCUCAGGACAUUCUCAGAUCCUCAAGCAUGGCUAAGAGCACGACUUGGUUAUUGUCGCACAACAGCUGUGAUGUCCAUGGUGGGCUACAUCCUUGGUCUUGGAGACAGACAUGGCGAAAAUAUUCUUUUUGAUGCCUCGUGUGGAGACACUGUUCAUGUAGAUUUCAACUGUCUUUUCAAUAAGGGAGAAACCUUUGACUGGCCCGAGCGAGUACCGUUCCGGCUGACUCAUAACAUGGUAAAUGCAAUGGGCCCUACAGGAUACGAGGGCAUAUUCAGAAAGUCUUGCGAGGUGACAAUGAGAGUGAUGCGUAAGGAGCGUGAAGCGCUAAUGUCUGUCUUGCGGCCAUUUGUCUACGACCCUCUGGUGGAGUGGUCUCGAGGAGACAAGAGUGCAAAAAAUACAGGAGAGAUCAACAAUGAAAAGGCCCAGAUGCACGUGAGUAACAUCGAGCAUCGUCUCAGUGGGCAGAUACGCACCAAGGCGCGAGGACCAAACUUACCAUUGUCUGUGGAAGGACAAGUGAAUUCACUCAUUGAGGAAGCCACUAGUAUUGACAAUCUCUGCCAAAUGUACAUUGGGUGGGCAGCCUACAUGUAGCAUGACACUGUUAUGUGCAGAGCAAUUAUAAACAUGUAGUAUGAUGUUGCUAUAAGAAGAGGAAUUAUAAACAGUUCCUUUCUCAUUUUAGUUAAAUCUGUUUUUAAAAUGAUAGUUUCCAAUUUGUGUAUUUUUAAAAAAUAAAAAAUUUUACUUAUGAUUUCUUAUACUAUAUUGUCCUUGAUGAUUCUAUAUAUAAUGGAACCUCAGUGUAAAAAUUUAAUCCAUUCCAAGAAAUGCUUGGAAAUGCAUUGUAACCUGAAUAUUGCCACCAAAUCGAAUUUUCCCAAUAAGAAAAAUUGUAAAUUGAAUUAAUUUGUUCCACACACCUAAAAAUAUUAAUGUCAAAAUACAUUUUCAACAGAAUACUA
Messenger RNA from Procambarus clarkii (red swamp crayfish), 8383 nucleotides. RefSeq names its product meiotic 41 (gene mei-41). Gene Ontology annotation, molecular function: protein binding; protein serine/threonine kinase activity. NCBI's taxonomy places the organism in Eukaryota, Metazoa, Arthropoda, Malacostraca, Decapoda, Cambaridae. Gene Ontology annotation, cellular component: nucleus. Gene Ontology annotation, biological process: protein phosphorylation; telomere maintenance; DNA damage checkpoint signaling. The record is from RefSeq and is a predicted model, not a curated record.